AUGUCGUCCACCGCGAUCCCCAAGCGCGUUGCGCUGAACCGUAUGCAGACGACGGACUCCUCUGUGGCCAGCUCGGCCUCAGUGUCUCCCAUGGAAAGUCCUCGUCAGUCUCCUUCGUCCACCUCGUUGUCCUCGAUGGCGUCUGAGGUCGAGCCCCGUCGCACCAAGAUGCUCGACACCUACGGCAACGAGUUCGAGAUCCCCAACUACACCAUCAAGGACAUCCGUGAUGCCAUUCCUCCCCACUGCUUUGAGCGUUCCGCAGCCACCAGUCUGUACUAUGUCGCGCGCGACUUUGCUCUCUUGGGAGCCACCUUCUAUCUCUUCCACAACUAUGUGACUCCGGAGACUGUCCCCUAUCUGCCCGCCAGAGUCGUGUUGUGGGGCUUGUACAGCGUUCUGCAGGGUCUGUUCGGUACCGGAGUGUGGGUUCUGGCGCACGAGUGUGGUCACCAGGCCUUUUCCCCCUCGAAGAAGCUCAACGACACUGUCGGAUGGAUCUGCCACUCUGCCCUGCUGGUCCCCUACUUCUCCUGGAAGAUCUCCCACGGCAAGCACCACAAGGCCACCGGUAACCUGGCCCGUGACAUGGUGUUCGUUCCCAAGACCAGAGAGGAAUAUGCCUCGCGCAUUGGAAAGGCCGCCCACGAGCUGAGUGAGCUCAUGGAGGAGACCCCUAUCGCGACCGCUUGCAACCUGGUUCUGCAGCAGCUCUUUGGAUGGCCCAUGUACCUCUUCACCAACGUCACCGGCCACAACAACCACGAGCGCCAGCCUGAGGGACGCGGAAAGGGCAAGAAGAACGGUUACUUUACCGGUGUCAACCACUUCAACCCAUCCAGCCCGCUGUAUGAGGCCAAGGACGCCAAGCUGAUCCUCUUGAGUGACCUCGGGCUCUUCAUCACCCUCGCAGUUCUGUACUACAUUGGCACGAACUUCGGCUGGCAAAACCUCCUCGUCUGGUACGGUCUUCCCUACCUCUGGGUGAACCACUGGCUCGUUGCCAUCACCUACCUGCAGCACACCGACCCCACUCUCCCUCACUACGAGCCCGAGGUCUGGAACUUCGCUCGCGGUGCCGCUGCCACCAUCGACCGCGAGUUCGGUUUUAUCGGUCGUGAGCUCCUGCACGGUAUCAUCGAGACCCACGUCCUCCACCACUACGUCAGCACGAUCCCCUUCUACCACGCCGACGAGGCCAGCGAAGCUAUCAAGAAGGUGAUGGGCAAGCACUACCGCACGGAAGCCCACACUGGCCCUCUUGGCUUCCUCAAGGCCAUGUGGACCAGCUUCCGUAUGUGCCAGUGGGUUGAGCCCACCGAGGGUGCCGAGGGUGAGAGCAAGGGUGUUCUCUUCUUCCGUAACAGGAACGGUCUUGGUGUCCCUCCUGCCAAGAUUGCCAAAUGA
Paecilomyces variotii is the source of this 1407-nucleotide messenger RNA. RefSeq names its product oleate delta-12 desaturase. Bases 1 to 1407 code for a protein of 468 amino acids. Lineage: Eukaryota; Fungi; Ascomycota; Eurotiomycetes; Eurotiales; Thermoascaceae. Gene Ontology annotation, molecular function: oxidoreductase activity. Gene Ontology annotation, biological process: lipid metabolic process. The record is from RefSeq and is a predicted model, not a curated record. The transcript has a single exon.